AUGGGUCAGCUAGUGCGUGCGGUGGCCGCGAGCCGCAAAUCGUCGGAGCUAUUCAAGACGCUGCGCGCGGUGCGCGUGGAGCUGAAUCCUUUCGAUCACCGGUCGACGACGGCGCGGGAGUUUCUGCGGCGCGUGCGGUCGCCGGCGGUGCGCGAGGCGAACGCGAAGCUGAAGGUGGACGUGCAUCUGAUCGAGGAGUACGGGCGCGCGACGAUCGGGUUGGAGUACGCGUGUGGCGCGGUGGAGCGGGGACGAGCGCAACCCGUUCGACGCGGUGCGCGAAGCGCGUGCCAGACGGCUCGGGCUGUGACGCGGAGCAUCACGCGUGACAGUGCAUCUCGGCCGGUGGCGCGCGUCUUCCUCUUUCCCGCGUGCCACAGCAAAGGAUGA
Molecule: messenger RNA, 390 nt
Organism: Chondrus crispus (carragheen)
Lineage: Eukaryota; Rhodophyta; Florideophyceae; Gigartinales; Gigartinaceae
Exons: 3
Coding region: 1-390 (129 amino acids)
Source: RefSeq, a predicted model, not a curated record